Eriocheir sinensis (Chinese mitten crab) is the source of this 677-nucleotide messenger RNA. RefSeq lists its product as uncharacterized. Lineage: Eukaryota; Metazoa; Arthropoda; Malacostraca; Decapoda; Varunidae. The transcript has 5 exons. The record is from RefSeq and is a predicted model, not a curated record. The coding region runs from base 79 to 606 and encodes 175 amino acids.
GUGAUGAAUUGUCUAUAAGUGACGUUCAAAUUAUUUUGACAAUCUCCUCAGUUUCAGGUGGUGUGUGAUUUCUCAAAGAUGGCUUCUGCAAGUUUAGCUCUGAUUUUGGUCGUCGUGGGGCAGGUUGCGUCUCAGGGGUACGACACUCACGCGCCGUACGUCCCGCAGAUCGUUGUUCCAGUCACAGUAACGGACACGGUUACUACAACUCAAAGCGUCCGUGUUCCUGUAACUUCUGAUGUGUGGGUAAGCACAGUAACACAGUACACUGUCACGGCGACCCAGCUAACUACUCACUGGGGCUUUAAUCCGACGUACCCAGACACGGUGACUUCGGUCAUUACAAUUACAAACACACCGGUCUCAAUCAUCCGCCACACUGCCGGAGUGAAUCCAGUCAGAUCAGUUACAUCAAUCUUCACAUCUUUCGUGACUGAAACGGAAAGAAAGGACUUGUUCCACAGCAUUACCCACAUAGAUAUCCAUCACGAGAUCGAGACUGUCCCGGUGUCGUCCGUUCAGACCCUGUACCAGCGCAUCACCUCCACCACCCUGUACCUCACCACUGUGACGCUCACCUCCACCACUCGCGGAUAUGGUCAUUGAUGAAUUCCGUAUCUUGCUCAAUGUAUUGUAUCCUAACAAUUUGACUGCAUUAAAAUAACUAUACUACAUAA